AUGUCUCUCCAGCAAAGCAACGCUGCAGGAGGAAUUCACGGGCUGCUUUUGAAACUUCACGAAGCGCUCGCAGACCCGGAUAUUCGUCGCGCGUCUCUGAGAGCUCAAGACCUAGUCAGAGACUUGGGGCAGACGUGCAUGCUAACACCCAGCGACAAUGAACUGGCCUUACAGACAUCCUUGUUGUUCUCAAAAGACUAUGGGCUGCUCAUCUUCCUCAGGGAGUCUUUACCACACGAUGAGGUGGGAACUAAAAAUGCAGCUAGAAAAAAAAUAUGUCUCAUGUCGAUAAGUAAUGUAAAAUAUUUUUUCCCCCAGCUCCGGGAUGCCAGGAUUAAGACAUUGUGUUUUUUGGAGAAGUUUUUGGAGAAGCUUUCUCCAAAGGUCAAAGGAUGGGAGAAGACAUACGCCAUUGAUAUAAGAGACACUUGUAUGACGGUGUAUACAAAAGACAGAACAGCUAAAUGUAGGACUGCAGAUCUGGAGCUGCUUAUCAAGGUUCUUCUAACAACAAAAGCUUCCACUGUGGCCGCGGAGAUGAGAAUUGGUGAAAUAUUCACUAAAUUUUACACUGAACUUUGUCAUAAGAGCAAACUUCCAGAUUCAGUCCUUAGCACCAUCUAUGGAUUGCUGGGAAUUAUCGCAGAAGUUCACCCCAGUGACAUGGUCAACUACUAUGACAAACUCUACAAAGCCUAUCGAGGGGAACUCAAAGAACAGAUGACGUCUGCAACAAAAGAGCCCAAACUCAUCGUGGUUGCUGGAUGUUUGAGAGGAAUCACUGCUCUCAUGGUUAACUUCACGAAAACAAUGGAGGAAGAUCCAGAAACAUCCAAAGAAAUCUUUCAAUAUUCUCUAAAGGCAAUUAGUCCACAGAUGGAAAUGAGUCGAUAUGCUGUAACUUUCGCCGGGCUGAGAUUGUUCGCCAGGCACGCAUCCCAAUUUAGCAGCUGCCUCAUAAGCCACUACAGAGAGGUGUUUGAUGCCAUGUCCAAGCUCUGCGGUCACAUCAACACUGAAAUGAAGAAGACUAGUUACUACGCACUGGAAGCCUUCCUAAAGCAGGUUUCGAUACUCGUGGCGGAAAAUAUUGAGGAGCACAAAAGCAAGUUGAAGUUCUUCAUGCAAAAGUUCUGCAACAUCAUCAAGACCAUGGAGUCAACCCACAAAGAAUUAUCCAUCGCUAUACGAGGAUAUGGAUUUUUUGCAGCUCCAUGCAAGAAAGUUUGCCCGCAAGACGUGGAGUUGAUGUACACAGAGCUAAUUCAACGCUGUAAGCAGAUGUACCUGACUGAGUCGGACAGGGAGGACGAAAGCUUCUACCAACUACCCAGCUUUCUGGACUCGAUCGCUAGUGUCCUGAUUCACCUGGAUAAGGUUCCAGAGGUGUACACUCCGCUACUGGAACGUCUGGUGGUGGUGCAGAUUGACAGUUUCCCUCAGUACAGUGAGAAGAUGCAGAUCACUUGUUGCAGAGCCAUCAUUAAAGUCCUGGUGGCCAUGGCCUCCAAAGGACCUGUUCUGUGGAGUUUCAUUAGCUCCGUGGUGCACCAGGGAUUGAUUCGUGUCUGUUCCAAACCUAUGGUCACCGAGAGCAAAGAUUCUGAAAAUGAUUCGUUUGGCUCAUCUGAAGUUCGAAUUGGAAAAGCGAAAAUUCCAUCCAGUAAGAACUAUCUCGCCUUGUACAGAGGCCUGCUAGACUGUGAUCGGUUGAAGGAUUCAGGAUUUUUGGACGGAGCUUUUGAACAUCAGAACGCCGCUCUAGUGUCCCUGAGUCGCAUUCUUUACGACGAGCUGGUCAAAUCGCUUCUCUUGAUCAUCGAGAAAUUAGACUUGUCAUUGCAGAAGGUCACCCCAGGGGAGGAGGCUUCAGAAGAUGCGACUCACGUCGUGCCUUCUUCUGACCCUACGGCUCAUCUUUUGCCCAAUAAGAUGAAAGACUUCACCGCAUUUAUUAACUUAGUCGACUUUUGCAGUGAGUUAUUACUUCAUAAGCACAUUGAGUAUUUCCAAACUUGGAUGUACCCGUUCAGCCACAAGCUUAUCCUGCAGUCACUUCGAAACCCGCUUGUCAGUGGAUUUUACAAGUUGCUCUCAGUCACCAUGAAAAUUGCCGAGAAAAUAAAGUAUUAUAAGGGUGUUGAAAGCUCAGCUUCAACUCAGGGUGACACAGUGAGAAGUGCUUGCUUUGCCCUCUUCUCCAAAUUUGGAAAAGAGGUCUGUGUGAAGAUGAAGCAGUACAAAGAUGAGCUGCUGGCAUCCUGCUUGACCUUUGUCCUCUCGCUGCACCACAACAUUGUUGCCGUGGAUAUCAAGGUGUACUGUCCCGCUUUGGAGGCAGCUUUGAAGUUGGGUCUUAGUCAUGUCCCUUUAGCGAAUGCAGCCCUCCAUGCUUUAGAGGACUGGUCCAGCCACAUCCCUCCGGAGAACAUGGAGCCUUGCUACAAGCUCAUCCUCCCGCUUCUGGAUGGGUACCUAAAAACCAACGGCAACAACGACAAAGAGGAUGGUGUGUGGGAGGUGAUGUCUUCUUUGUCCUCAAGAAGUGACGUUGGCUACAGCCGAGUGCUGACAAGACUUCUGAAGAAAUCCAACCAGCUUGCCAUGGAGGAUGCCCCUCUUACCACGGUGAGGCUCAGGGUGGUGAAGUUGCUCGGUCACUUGGGCGGGAAGCUCAACAGAAAUCUCAUAACUGUGGUCUCCUCAGAGGAGAUGAUGAAGAAGUUUGUCGCCUGGGAUACCGAGAAGAGGCUGAGCUUUCCCGUGCCGUUCACCGACAUGAAGCCAGUCAUCUACCUCGAUCCUUUCCUCCCUCGGAUCAGCGAGCUCGCCCUGUCUACGAGUGACAGACAAACCAAAGUAGCAGCUUGUGAGCUGCUCCACAGCUUGGUCCUCUACAUGGUUGGGAAGAGUGCUCAGAUGGUGGAAGGAGAGAAUCGUUUACCACCAAUGUACAAGCUGCACAAGAGACUUUUUCCCGUGCUGCUCCGCCUGGCCUGCGAUGUCGAUCAAGUGACUAGGCAGCUCUUUGAACCACUGGUUAUGCAGCUGAUCCACUGGUUUACUAACAAUAAGAAAUUUGAGAGCCAAGAUACAGUGGCUGUUCUGGAAGCCAUUCUGAACGGUAUCGUUGACCCCAAAGACAGCACGCUCCGAGACUUCAGCGGCCGCUGCAUCGAAGAGUUCGUCAAAUGGUCAAUUAAACAAACCAGCCCCAAGCAGCAAGAGAAGAGCCCUGCAAAUAUGAAGUCAUUGUUUAAACGCAUCUACAGCUUGGCUCUACAUCCAAGUGGCUUCAAGAGGCUGGGCGCAGCUUUAGCUUUCAAUAGUAUCUACAGACAAUUCAGGGAGGAAAAUUCUUUGGUGGAGCAGUUCAUCUUUGAAGUACUUGUUAUUUUUGUCGAGAGCCUGGCUCUUGCGCACACAGAUGAGCGAUCGAUGGGUACACUGCAGCAGUGCGGCAGUUCAAUCGAUCAUCUGAAACGGAUCAUCAAGUAUAAGGCCCCCGCUCUCAAUAACGGCAAUCCUAAAAGACGCAUCCCAAGGGGCUUUCCAGUUGAUGAAAAGAUCUGCCUGUCCGACAUGGUUUUAUGGCUUCUGGAACAAUGCGGACGACCUCAGACUGAAUGCCGCCACAAAUGUUUGGAGCUUUUCUAUGAGUUUGUGCCUCUCCUCCCCGGAAAGAAGUCUCCUCCACAAUGGCUGGAGGGUGUGCUAAACGAUCAUGGUGUUGCUUUCUUGGUCGGCAAGUUUGAAGGUGGAGGUCUACUCUCCCAACCGACUCUCAGGAACUUGGUAGAGCCUUUUAGUGUAAAAGCCACUCUGCACUGGAUGGACCUUCUUCUGGCUGCGCUUGACUGCUACAACACCUUCAUCAAUCUGCAUAUAAUUAAGCCCAAUCACAUGCUUAAUUCCAAGGAUGAAUCAAGUUUUCUGCAGGCCGUACGUUUCUUUUUGACCGAGCUAGCAACUCAAGAGCUGGCAGCGGCCGAGGGCUGCUUCCAUCAUGGUCAGAAGAACUCUCACUUCAGUCCGAUAGAGGUGGAGCAAUACAACUACAGCAAAUGCACAAUCAUUGUUCGCCUGCUGGAGUUUACUACUAUGGUCCUAGUCAAAGGGGGUGAAGACUUUUGCAAGCUUCUCGAAGAAGAUAUCUUCAGCGCUGUAUUUUUUGAGCUGACUGCCAUGGUGGUGUGUCAGCCAUCCUCUGUGGGCUUCAACAUGGCGGAUGUAGAUAUCAUUAAGAAUCUACCUGAAGUAUGUAUUCCCCUACUCAAAGCCCUGCAAGGAUCACCAUACCACGCUCAGGUGGAAUGUAACUUGAAGAAAAGAAUUUCACACAAAAGUGUUGAGCAGCUAUGUGCUGUAGACCUCUACCACUCCGGACACCACGGCCAGAUGGAAAUGGUUCUGUCUUCAUGUAAGCAGAUCCACAAAGCCGGUUUCCUCUGCUCCAUUCUGAAGAACCAGGAUUCCGAUCCUGCCAAAUCACUUCUCCUGACGGUAUAUAACGGGAUAGCACCUGGCGACAGGAAGUCACUUCCAUCCUUGGACAUAAAUAGCAAGAAGCUAGCUGAGGGUCUCCUUCAGCUUGCCUUUUCUCUGUCUCCAAUGGGCGAGCAGCUGCUGGACAUUCUGCUGACUGGAAGUCACGGCCAGAGCUUCUUGAGCUUCUCCCACCCCGAGUACUUCUACAGCCUCUUCCCGACGGCCAUCAACACAGAGCUGCUUCGAAACAUAAAUAAGACAGUUCCUCGUCUCAUGAUGGCCUCCUCACUCAACCCCAGCAUGGUUAGUGUGGUGCUGAAUGGGAUGCUGGAUCACAGUUUUCGGGAGCGUUCUGUUCGGAAAACUCAGGGAAAACAGCUAGUGGAGGAAGUUCUAGGAGGAUGGAAUAGCCUGCAGUCAUGGUGGGAUGGACAUGCCUCAAAUGCAGAGAGCAAAACUGCCACUCUUCUGCUACUCUCCAAACUCCUACAGAUCGACUCAUCCGUGUGCUCCAAUGUCAACCACGAAGGAUUCAAGCCAGUGUUUUCCACUUUUACCAAGCUCCUGGUUGACACCAGCCUACCACUGAAUCUCAAGAGUCAAGCCCUGCUGGUGUUGCCUUUCUUUACAACGGUUCCAGAAGAACAACUAGCUGAGCUGCAGGGAGCACUGGAGAGCUUGGUGGCCUCCCACUUUCCGAUGCAAUCGGAUGAAUUUGCAAAGGGGUCCCUUCACCGUAACAACUACAUGGACUGUAUUCGAAAGCUUCUGGAUGCCCUUGAACUUUCUCACAGCCCACUUCUGCUCAAACUGCUCGCUGAGAUUCUGUGUCGUGACAGAAAGCACAUCAUGGAAGAGCAGUUUCAAACAUGCUUCCAAAGAAUUGCUAAACGACCAAGCAGUGAACGACAGUUGCAGCUGCUCUGCACGAUAUACGGAAUGAUCCAGAAGAGUGACGUGCCUAGGAGCAGUGUGCUUCAGGCCAUGGUGGAAAGAGUUCUUCUGCCUCUCACCUUUCACUGUAGCACCAAGACACUCAUUGACUUCUUUGUGGCCAACGUUUCCAACAUAAUGACGUUGCUCCUCAGUCGCGUCACUAAGGCAAGCGAAUCAGCAUUUGAGAUGCAAUUGUUGAAGAAGAACGGCUGCUUCAAGCUUAUGGAGCUCCUGUAUUCUCGGCUUCCCAAAGAGGAAGUUUAUUCGAAGGACUCACGCAUCAAUUCAGCUUACUGCGGUACAGACAAAACCGAAGGGAACGAGCUAUCGAAGAAAUUGCUCAAGUCGUGUUUUGAAACGUUCACCGAGAAUAUGGCUGGGGAGACUCAGCUUCUGGAGAUUAGGAGACAGUACCACUGUGCCGCGUACAACUGCGCCAUGGCUGCCGUCAGCUGCAGCUUCAGUGAGCCCAAAUUCUAUUCCGGCUUCCUCUUCAGUGACAAACCAGAAAAGAGCCAAUUCAUUUUGGAAAAUAUCAUUGACGUGGAAAGAACCUACAAUUUCCCAGUUGUCAUUGAGGUCCCGCUUGAGAGAAAAAAAAAGUAUACUAUGAUUCGAAAAGAAGUGAGCGAAGAGAAUGGAGAGGCACCAGUAUAUUUGUCCUCCCAGUCCUACAUGGCUGACAGCAGUUUGAGCGAGGAGAUGAGUCAGUUUGAUUUCUCCACCGGCAUACAAAGCUUUUCCUACAGCUCCCAAAAUCCAGAAGGGCAGAGACGAACGAUAGCGAAAGCUCAGACAGAUGAGACACCCUACUCCCCGGAUGCAGCAGUAGACCUGGAAAUGGAUGAGCUCAAUCAGCAUGAAUGUAUGGCGAACAUGACAGCUCUCAUUGGUCACAUGCAAAGGAACAACAUAACUCCCAAAAUUGAACAGGGAAAGGUCCCCAGUGACCUUCCUCCAUGGAUGAAAUUUCUACAUGGGAAAUUAAUGAAUCCUGCCACACCACUGAAUAUCAGACUCUUCAUUUCAAAGCUAAUCAUCAACACAGAGGAGGUCUUUCGACCAUAUGCCAAGCACUGGCUGGGACCGCUCCUACAGCUUGUUGUAUCUGAAAACAAUGGAGGAGAGGGUAUCCAUUUUAUGGUCGUGGAUAUUGUGGUCACAGUAUUGUCUUGGACAAGCUUAGCUAGACCAAAGGGUAACGUCAGGGAUGAAGUGCUGGCCAAUCGGCUGUUAGAGUUUCUAAUGAAGCAUAGCUUUCACUCGAGAAGGUCUGUGUUUCGUCAUAACCUGGAGAUCAUUCGUACUCUGGUGGAGUGCUGGAAAGACUGUCUUUAUGUGCCUCACAGUCUGAUCUAUGAGCGCUUCUGUGGCACGGACCCAAACAGUAAAAACAACUCAGUUGGACUUCAGUUGCUUGGAAUCAUCCUGGCCAACAACCUCCCUGCUUACGAUGCCUCUUGUGGAAUUCAGUAUGAUCGGUACAUCAAGUCCCUCACCAACAACAUUACCAUCGUAAGAUAUAAAGAUGUCUACUCAGCUGCUGCUGAGAUUAUUGGACUCAUCCUAAAGAACAUGACCGACAAUGAAAAGCAUAACCAAGAGCUUCUCAGUCUUGCCGCCCAUCAGAUAACAAGUCUGAAGAAAAAAGAGAUGAAUGACAAAUUCAUUAUUUGUGUGAACAAAGUGUCGAAGCACUUUCCUCCUUUCAUGGAUGGGUUUGUCAAUCCUGUGCUCUACCAGCUUCCGAAGAUGCACGGCACAUUAAAAAUUAAUUGUUUGGAGUGCGUGUUGAGUCGAGCUGAUGUCAUCCCGGAUAUUUUUUUACAGCUUAAGACCACAGGAUUUAUUCAGAUAAUGGGCUAUAGGGACGAAGCAAUGCAAAUCGUGUGUCUUGAUAUCAUCCACAAAAUUCUUCCUCGCCUGACUCCGGCACAGCUUCAGGAGUUCCUCAUGACCGUCACAUCAUUCGUCUCGCACCCUUCACCGGUGUGCCGUGAGCGAAUGUAUGACAUCCUCAUGUGGAUCCAAGACAACUACAGUGAUGACGAGAGCAUGUCAGACAACACCUCGCUGGAAAUUUUGAACGCAGCUAAAGAAACGCUACUUCAAGGAUUGUCUGAAGAGAACCAAGGCCUUCAGCUGUAUGUUCGUAAUUUCUGGAGUCAGGAGAAGCGACUUCCGACCGCAACUCUGGAGCGAAUGUUAACCGUGCUUCGUUCAUUGUACACUUGUCGAAUAGAAAGAUGUUUCUUAAGUUUGGCGACCAACCUCUUGUUGGAAAUGACUAGUCAGAGUCCCGACUUCAAACGAAACAUAUUUGAGUAUCCUCUCUCAGAAUGCACCUUCCAGGAUUAUUUGAUUGAUUCCAAUUGGCGCUUCAGGAAUACGGUGAUGACUCCAAUGUUUGUCGAAACGCAAAACUCUCAAGGCCCGGAGAGCGUGGCACCUUCCCAAUCGGGAGCCAUGAAGGGGAAGCUUCGAGCCACGCAGACCUCACUUCAGUUUACGCAAACACAAAUACCAGGUCGCCAUACAGCGUAUAACUGGCUUACCGGCAGCAGCGUGGACACAUUUGCGGAGUAUUCGCCGUCUGAGUCCUCCUUGAUGGUCUUUGAGAAGAAAGCGGCGAGGCAAAGUACAGCAAGACGACCGGUAGGGGAAGGCUUUGGACAAAGGCGCAUCGCCGCAUCGACAGACGAGGUGGACAAUCCUGCAAAAGCGGAAAAUGAACGUCGUCAAAAAAUCCUUCAAUUGAGACGCAGAUUUCUCAAGGACCAAGAGGAGAGCUUGAUUUUUGCCCAAAAAGAGGUCCAAAAACAAAAGCGACUCAAGGAGCAAAAAGCCGAUCAAAGGUUGCGAAAGGAAGCUCAGGUGACUCUGUAUCGCAACUACAGAGUAGGAGACUUUCCAGACGUCCAAAUUCCAUACAGUAACCUUAUUGCCCCACUUCAAGCGGUCGCGCAGAGAGAUCCGAUUCUGGCCAAACAACUGUUCAGUUCACUGUUCACUGGCAUCCUGGAAGAAAUGGAAACGCAGAAACCCAGGCAGCAAGCAGUUGAAAUCAAAGAGGACCUCCGAUGCAUCAUGAACGAAUUCCUGAGCAAGAGUACGCUCUGCUUCCCGCCGUUUAUCGCGUGUGUGCAGGACAUGUGCUACCGGCAUAAAGAUCUCCUGCAUAUCGAUCCAGCACUUGUAAGCUCAACAAGCCUGGCAAGUCUCCAGCAGCCAUCGGGCGUCCUGCUCUUGGAAGAAGGUCUUCUGCACAUCGGCAUGCAAGAUGAACCUCCCAGAAAAAAGUCACGAGGAAGCAAAGAAAUCCCCCCGGAUACCAAAAAAUGGGUCCACCUUGCAAGGCUUUACAGAGACUUGGAGGAUUACGAUGUCGUCCGCGGCAUCUUUGCAGGUAAAGUCGGGACCAUGCCGAUCACCAGUGCUGCUCUUCAAGCUGAAGCCUGCACUGACUUUGCUGAAGCUGCUAAGCUUUACAACGAGGCUCUCAACACCAAACACUGGACGGAUGGUGAGCCCACUGACUCUGAGAAGGACUUUUGGGAAAUUGCUGCAAUGGAGGCCUACAGCCAUUUAACCGAUUGGAAAUCUCUUCAGUACUGUUCCACCUAUUGCAUUGAUGAGAAUAGCUCGGCUAAUCUUGACAACAUGUGGCUUGAACCUCUCUACCAGGAGAUGUAUCUGCCGCACAUGAUUCGAAGCAUGCUCAAGCUGCUGCAAUUGGGUGAAGGAGACCAAAGUCUUCUCACCUUUAUGGACCAAGCCAUGAAAGUGGAAGAGCGUAAAAAGUUGCUGGAGAGUCGUUACAGCCAAGAGCUCAGCUUACUCUACAUCCUGCAGGAGGACUACGACCGCGCUAAAUACUACACCAACUCCGCCAUGCAGAUUUUCAUGGAGAGUUACUCAAGUGUGGACACGCUGCUGACUCAAAGUCGGCUUACCAUCUUGCAGUCGGUGCAGGCUUUGACGGAAAUCCAGGACUUCCUGCAGUUCAUGAAGGGAGAAGUAUCUGUGACAUCCCUCAAGCGGCUUAUCGAUUCAUGGACCGAGAGAUACCCUGAUGCUAAAAUGGAUCCAGUGAACAUCUGGGAUGAUAUAAUUACAUCCCGGUUUUUCUUCCUGGAUAAAAUCAGGGAGAAGCUUCAGAGCGACACAGACACUGACGGCAUGGAGGUGGACAACACCGACGACGCAGCAGAAGACCUCGAGGCUUUAGUUAACAACUGCAAGUUCAACAUGAAGUUGCACAUGGCGGAUAGCGCGAGGAAGCAGAAUAACUUUUCGGUCGCCACCAAGCUGAUGAAGGAACUUCACAAAGAUGCCAAAACGGAUAGAAAACAUUUGCUGCGUUGGGUUCACACUUUUAGCCGUUACGGACACAAACGCAUUCAAGCUCAGGGUCCUUUGGAGCAAGUCAAUAUUAUGAUCAAGGCCGUUCGACUUUUGGAGGAUAUUGAGGUGGACUGCCAAAAUGCUUCAUCUGGAGUGUACAGAGAGCAAAAGAUCCUUCAAGGAACAUCUUUCCACAUCAUGGCCAUGGCUGUACGCAAAAGUCCCUCGGUUCUGCAAUCCAUCGAAGCUGAAAAAGCAGACACAGUUGUCAAACUUUCAAAUAGUGCUUGGCCCAUUCAAGAUAUGAAGGAAGUGGAAGUGGGGCUGCAAUUACGAGCGUUGACGUUAAUGCGCGACGCCGCCAAAAAAGCUGAUGAGGAGCUGCAAAUUUCUAGACAGAGCUGUGCGGAAAUCAGCAGCAUUGUGGAAACGUACAUGUGUUUAGCGGAUUUCUGUGACAAACUGCUGCGUCAAGAAGAUCAGGGUGACACGAACAAUCAAUUCCCAGACCUCUUGACACUUCCGGCCCAUGUAGUGAGAAGCAUGUUAAAAGCCCUGAAAAUGAACUCGGAGGAGGCUCGUCUCAAAUUUCCUCGAUUGCUGCAGCUCAUCGAGUUGUAUCCAUCCGAGACGUUGGACCUCAUGACAAACGAGAUGGCAUCAGUGCCCUGCUGGAUGCUGAUUGGUUGGAUCAGUCAGAUGGUGGCCCUCCUGGACAAGCCUCAAGCCGUGGCCGUGCAGGAUUGCAUUGAGCAGCUUGCCGAAUUUUACCCCCAAGCUCUGGUUUACGCUUUAAUGAUCAGUAGUGAAAGUUAUCACUUUGAGGACUCUGCCAUUGGCCACCGACAACAAGAAUUUGUCAACAGGAUGAAGAGCAUGCUGGAUAGAGGAGAAGCUGUGAAGAAAUUUGUGGAUGCACUGCAACAGCUCACAAAUCCUGAGAUGAUUUUCCGGGAUUGGUGGGAAAAUGUCAAAAACCAACUGGAAAAACCCGACUUCAGCAAGGAGAAAAUGGAGAGCUUAUACAACGAGAUGUAUUCUUCACUCGGGGAUUGGAAAAAAGAGGGUCAUGGGAUUUUUCGCCAGAGAUUUAUCAAAAGAUUUGCUAAAGAUAUGCAGAAUUUGCUGGGAAGCAAAGGCAGCAAAGUUUUUGAAAAGAGAAAACAAAAAGUCUUUUUGAAGAGUGUGGAUGAGUUUGCCUCUUCCAUGCGGGAGCGUAAAGAGGAACCCAGGAAUCUGAAGGAGUACUCACCCUGGCUGAGUGCAUUUCAAGCAGACCCGUUCAGAAACCAGCUGGAAAUCCCCGGUCAAUAUGAUGGCAAAUCCAAACCGUUGCCAGAGUAUCACGCCAAAAUAACUGGAUUUGAUGAAAGGGUAAAAGUCAUGUCGUCCAUGCGUCGUCCCAAACGUCUGAUCAUCCGCGGCGACGACGAGCGGGACCACCCUUUCCUGGUUAAGGGUGGAGAAGACCUGCGACAGGACCAGCGCAUCGAGCAGCUUUUCGCCGUCAUGAAUAUUCUGCUGAGUCGCGACGCAGCUUGCGCUCGCAGAGGCCUGCAGCUCCGCACGUACCAAGUCAUCCCCAUUAACACCAGAAUUGGAUUAAUUGAAUGGAUGGAGAACACGUGUACAUUGAGGGAGUUUCUGACAGCCACGAUGACUGAGGAGGAGUCCCACAGGGCAGCCAGGUCUGGUGACAUCUACAAUAAGUGGCUGUCCAGCUUUUCAUCAAGAUCAGAAAAUAAUCCAUUAAAAUUCUAUGUUUUGGCUUACAUGAGAGCAACACGCGACAAUGCCGUCGAUAACUUCUCUAAAAUGUCGCAGCAAGUGCCUGCUGAUCUCCUCAAGAGAGCUUUCCUAAAGAUGUGCAACAGUCCCGAGGCCUUUCUUUCCCUGCGUUCCCACUUCAUCAGCUCUCACGCUUUACUCUGCGUCAGCCAUUGGGUGCUGGGUAUCGGCGACCGACAUCUCUCCAACUUUAUGAUCAAUACGGAAACGGGAGGGAUGAUCGGCAUCGAUUUUGGUCAUGCGUUCGGCUCAGCCACACAGUUCCUCAACGUCCCCGAGCUCAUGCCUUUCCGCCUGACCGGACAGUUUGUCAAUCUGAUGCAACCCUUGAAAGAGUCCGGUUUGAUCCAGAGUGUCAUGGCGCACGCCCUCCGAGCGUACAGGAACGAGCCGGACCUGCUGCUCAACACUAUGGAUGUGUUCGUCAAGGAGCCGUCGCUGGACUGGAAGAAUUUUGAAAUUAAGCAACUGAAGAAGGGAGGUACGUGGACGGAGAGCGUGAAUACCAAAGAAAUCAACUGGUACCCGCUGCAGAAGGUGAACUUUGCGAGACGGAAACUGGAGGGCGCGAAUCCCGCCACCAUCACCAGUGAGGAGCUCAAGCUGGGCUUUGAGGGGCUUCCAGGAUCCGAGGGGAUGAAGGCGGUCGCCCUGGGGACGCCGGAGCACAACGUUCGCGCCAGGGAAGCGUCUGAAGGUCUGUCCGUGGAAAAGCAGGUGGAAUGUCUGCUCGACCAAGCCACGGAUGCAAAUGUGCUCGGGAGAGUGUAUGCGGGCUGGGAGCCAUGGAUCUGAUCAUGUGUUCUACGUUGAAUCCCAAACUGAUUUGGUGGGUGCUCCUAAUGAAAUUUUAUUAUUGGUGAUUCCAAAUAAAGGUGAAGAACUCUUUGA
This is a messenger RNA of Syngnathus typhle (broad-nosed pipefish), 12447 nucleotides long. It is a transcript of the gene prkdc, whose product is annotated as protein kinase, DNA-activated, catalytic subunit. Gene Ontology annotation, biological process: double-strand break repair via nonhomologous end joining; immunoglobulin V(D)J recombination; telomere maintenance. Gene Ontology annotation, molecular function: DNA-dependent protein kinase activity; protein binding. The record is from RefSeq and is a predicted model, not a curated record. The transcript is spliced from 85 exons. Bases 1 to 12351 code for a protein of 4116 amino acids. Gene Ontology annotation, cellular component: nucleus. NCBI's taxonomy places the organism in Eukaryota, Metazoa, Chordata, Actinopteri, Syngnathiformes, Syngnathidae.